This is a messenger RNA of Penicillium alfredii, 1251 nucleotides long. RefSeq lists its product as uncharacterized. The coding region runs from base 1 to 1251 and encodes 416 amino acids. NCBI's taxonomy places the organism in Eukaryota, Fungi, Ascomycota, Eurotiomycetes, Eurotiales, Aspergillaceae. The transcript has a single exon. The record is from RefSeq and is a predicted model, not a curated record.
AUGGAAUCCAAAGACGUGGCUCACAGCUCUUUCGAGAAGUGGCAUGAAUCCACCGAGAAGUGGCAGCAGUCAAAGACGGACAUGCAAACUCGCACCGCAAGCGCCUGGUCCGACUCGAAGGACCGGUACUGUCAAUCCAAAAUGGAGUUCUUCCAACGAUCAGCAAACGGAUGGAACAACACUAAGGAACGGUACUAUCAAUCGAAAAUGGAGCUCUUGCAACGAUCAGCCGAUGGAUGGAACAACACCAAGGAUCGAUGCCACCAAUCGACCGUGGGCAUGCUGCAUCGCCAAGCAGAAAAACUAUACCAAUCGACAGACCGAAUGAACCGAAUAGCGAUCCGCACCAGCCUGGACAGGAUUCAAUCCGAGCCACCAAAGCAACUUCCACAGUCGAUGCCCCUAUCCCAGCAGUCACUACCGGAUUCGCAACCACCAUACAAGCAACCGCCUCCCGAAAUUGAUACCGAGUCGAUGAAAUCCAGCACGCGAUCCCCAAGCACACCCACAGACCAGCUUCCCGAAAAACCAAACGACCAGAUCUGCACACUUCUCAACACGACCGAACGUGUUUUUGCUGAAGUGCGCGAGGCCAAAGAGUUACGCGACUGCAAGGCAUCACAACUGGGCGAGAUCGAGCGCAAGUGGAUUGAUUCGACCGUCAGCGACGCAGAGGACGCGGCCCGCGAUCUCGCCUCCCUCCUAGAGGCGUAUCGCGUGGAGCAGAUGAAGAAGGGAAAAAUUAGCCUGAGCAGUCGCAAGCGCUGGAAGAACAACGAGAGCCAUCGGGCGCUGGAGAAACACCCGCGACUGCUUGUCUAUCAGAACCGACUCAGCAUGGUAUCCAGCCAUCUCCACGCCCUAGGCGUUCCCACAGACUCUACCCCUAUGGAAAUUGACUCCAAGCCCUACGUCCCGGAACUCGCAUCCAAUCCAGGCGAGACGGCGCUAGUCGAGAUGGGAGCUGGGUCUGUACCGGUGGUCUCGGAGCUUUCGGCUGAGACGCCCGUGAUUGAUCGCCGGCAGUUCCCUGAGAUUGCCGAGCUUUCCUCGGAAUUCUCCCCGAUUGUUCCCCGUUCUGUCAAGCCGAUCCCCCAGAUAGUCGUGACGGAGCAUGUCGAGGCCCAGCCACCCCACCCUGCGAGUCCUGAGUCUCUUCACUCUGCGCCGCCCAGCUAUGAGGUGAGCGAAAUGAACGAGAUGCUGGCUUGGCGAAAUUCAAAAAACACCGGCCAUUUUGAGGAAUCAUGA